Molecule: messenger RNA, 2171 nt
Organism: Vitrella brassicaformis
Lineage: Eukaryota; Vitrellaceae
Source: the annotation of a GenBank genome assembly
AUCCAACUGAGAACGAUGAAUGCCAUCAGGAUGAUCCCCACAGACCGCCAUGCACCUGCAUCUGCCCCAAGAUUCCGGAGGCGGCGACCACAGAUGCCAACCUCAGCCUUACUCGCCCUGCCUGCUCUUCUCGCCCAUCAUGUGAUCCAUGCCGCAGCCGCAUGCGCCGCUGCAUCGUCCCGUGCCUUCAUCCCGCCCCCUUCCCCACACUUGCAUCAGCGAUGGUCCCCGCUCUCUGCAACCCGGUCUGACUCAUCACCCGUGUCCGAGUGGGCAGUGGACGUGCCGAUGCGGCCGCCGCCCAGCAAGAGCAUCCAGGAGUCCCUCGACAGCUGGCGGAAGCGGCUGGGCGGGCCGCUCAAGAGGGGCCGGACGUUUGUGACCGAGCGUGUGAUCCCUGAGAGGGUGCGGCGGACCAGCAAGACCAUCGCAGACAGGUUCUACACACGCAUUGUCGAAGACUGGUUCCCUCCGGAGUCCAAGGAAGUCGCCGACGCAGGUGUGUCGGGGGAAGAGAGAGGGAUGCAGUCUAGUAUGUCGUCAUCUCGUCCUUGUGGGGUGAUUGAUGGCCUGUGUGUGUCAUCCAUCAAAACAUGUAGAUGAGGCGGAGCUGUCUGGCCGUCGGGCGCUGACGUUCUCGCAGACGAUCCCUUUUGGCGGCAUGUUUCUGUCCCUGCUGUGCCUCGCCCUCCCCUUCGCUGGGCCGCCUGCCCUCGCAGGUGCCGUCGCACCCACAGCUGCUGCAUACGUGGCUGGGGCGGCCGCACAGGUAAUACGUACGCUACGCAGACACAUACAUAGAUUACAUGCACAAGCGAAAGGGCAAUGCUGUGCUGCGGUGUGGUGCACAUGGGUAUCAGAUUGAGACGGAUGCCAAGAGUGCGGUCGCCCGUAGCAGGUCGUUCUCUGCAGCUGCCUCGAUGGCCGCAGCCGAGUCGGAGGCCGCCGCAGGUGAGAAAAGAGCAGAGCGGCUGGGCUGCUUAUUUAUCCUCCGAACGACCAACUUGUUCUCUCUAUGGUUCAUUCAGCUCGUGCUGAGUCGGAGGCAGCUGCGGUGCCUUACGCGGCGGCCCUUGCAGCUCUUGGCAGUGUGCUGGCCGGCUCCCUGGCCGAGGCUGGGUUCGUGUACCCCAACCCCGGUGUGUGGGUGGGGCCUGCCAUCUCCACGUACGCCGCUGUCAGGGCCGCCGUCGCAGCUGUGUCAUCAUUCACCGAGGCCAAGGUGGCACGGGUACGGUACGCUGCCGACAGACAGACAGACAAACUCACACAACACACGGUCAUCGUAUGUGGACACCCUCACUCCUUUGAUGUGGUUGUGGUUGUCUGGGGGUGCAGGCGAGCAGCCUGCAGGAGAUGCAGGCGGCCAAGAACACCGCCGAAGCCAACCGUGCCACGGCCAUCGGCAUCCUUCUCGUCGUCGCGCCAGUGGUCUUUAGCGCCAUCAUCGGAAGUGACGCGACGAAAGGAGUCGAGACGGCAGCUGUCGCGGCGCUGACGGCGGCUGUGGCUUCGGUGUUUGCUGAGUACGCCGGUGCUGUGGCGGGUCGUGCGACGAGUGCAAAGCAGAUAGCAGCGUGCAAGACGCAGGCCGAGGUGGCCAAGGCAGAUGCGUCGGCAUCCAUCACGCCAUUCACAUCAGCAAAGGUGGGUGUGGUUGGGGGGGGGGGAUACACGGGGGGGAUCGGUCCUGUGUGGACGUGUGGAUGUGUCACACAUGUCAUGUGUGUCAUCAGGCUUCCACCGCAGCUCCGUGGGCGGUGGCCAUGUCGACGGUGCUGUCUCCACUGUUGGCAGUGGUGUACCCCGCCGUGGCCACCUUCUACAUCUUCUUCUCCAUUGAAGCGUCAUCAAAGGCCAAGUCGGAGGCCGACAUCGCCGAGGAGAUGGCCAGGUGAACCGAAUGAAUCCGCUCAUACGUCUGUGACAGUGCAUUCAUCUCCUGUUUCCGUUUCUCUGUGCCUAUCUAUCAGGGCCGACUUAGCUGAGCUGAUCCUAUACGAGAGGCGGAAGAUGAGGCGGCAGCGGGAAUCGGUGGGAGUGGAGCAGGACGAAGCCGUUGAGGAAGUGGAUGACACACAGAGAUGAAGGGCUGGCUGGGUGGGACACACGGAGAUCCGCCGGUGUGUCUAUGUGGGUGGACACGGAGUAGAUAGACAUCUUAUCUGGCC